Messenger RNA from Tympanuchus pallidicinctus (lesser prairie-chicken), 1719 nucleotides. It is a transcript of the gene GPR12, whose product is annotated as G protein-coupled receptor 12. Gene Ontology annotation, cellular component: membrane. The record is from RefSeq and is a predicted model, not a curated record. Lineage: Eukaryota; Metazoa; Chordata; Aves; Galliformes; Phasianidae. Gene Ontology annotation, biological process: G protein-coupled receptor signaling pathway. Gene Ontology annotation, molecular function: G protein-coupled receptor activity. Bases 274 to 1272 code for a protein of 332 amino acids. The transcript has 2 exons.
GCAGCAGGAGGCAUCUGCGCAGGCGCGCGAGCACGAGGCGAACCCCCGUUCCCGCGCAGAGCCCACGUGGCCGCGCGCGCGCCGCCUUCCCCUUUCCUCUCCUCUUCUCACCCGAACCGCUGCGCGCGCAGGAGAAGGGGAGAGGGGGGGGGGGGGGCGAGCGCGCGCACCUGCGCUGCGCCCUCGGCCCCUGGCGCCGAGUGGUGGAGGGCGGCCGCCUCGGAGGGACCCUGCGAGCCUCGUCCUCCGGGACAGCCCAGAACCGGGGUUAAAAUGAAUGAAGAGCCGACGGUCAAUGCGAGCUGGCUGCCUCAGGACCGCGUAGAAGCCGGCUCUAUCGAGAACGCCUCGGGCUCCUCCCUGGUUCCCGUGGUAGAGCCGGAGCCAGAGCUCUGGGUGAACUCCUGGGACAUUGUCCUGUGCACCUCGGGGACCCUCAUCUCCUGCGAGAAUGCCGUGGUGGUGCUUAUCAUUUUCCAUAACCCCAGCCUCCGCGCGCCCAUGUUCCUGCUGAUAGGCAGCCUGGCGCUGGCGGACCUCCUGGCGGGGAUCGGACUUAUCGUCAAUUUCGUGUUUGCGUACCUGCUGCGCUCGGAAGCCACCAAACUGGUGACGGUUGGACUCAUUGUUGCCUCUUUCUCCGCGUCCGUUGGCAGCUUGCUGGCUAUCACUGUCGAUCGGUACCUUUCCUUGUAUUACGCUUUGACUUACAAUUCGGAGAGGACUGUCACUUUUACCUAUGUCAUGCUUGUACUGCUGUGGGGAGCAGCUAUCUGUAUCGGACUGCUGCCUGUGAUGGGCUGGAACUGCCUCAGAGAUGAAUCCACCUGCAGUGUUAUCAGACCGCUCACUAAAAAUAACGCGGCGGUCCUCUCGGUCUCCUUCUUGCUUAUGUUUGCCCUCAUGCUGCAGCUCUACAUUCAGAUCUGUAAAAUCGUGAUGCGCCAUGCCCAUCAGAUUGCCUUGCAGCACCAUUUCCUGGCCACUUCCCACUAUGUCACCACCCGAAAAGGAGUGUCUACUUUGGCCAUUAUUUUGGGGACUUUCGCGGCUUGCUGGAUGCCUUUUACGCUCUAUUCUUUAAUAGCAGAUUACACCUAUCCUUCUAUAUAUACCUAUGCCACCCUCCUGCCUGCUACCUACAAUUCCAUCAUCAACCCUGUAAUAUAUGCUUUUAGAAACCAGGAGAUACAGAAAGCGCUGUGGCUCGUCUGCUGUGGCUGCAUUCCUUCUAACCUGUCUCAGAGAGCGAGAUCGCCCAGCGAUGUCUGACUGGCGGCCAGCAGGACGCUCCUUAACACCUUCCUUCCCAGCCAUCCCUGUGACCGUGUCUUUGGUUUAGAUGCAUUCAUUAAGAGGCGUGUGGUGGGUUCCAGUCAGAGCCACAGGACGUGCUGACCUUUUGUGAACAGCAAACCCCAGUGACCAAAAUGAAGCAAAUGGUUUAAAAGGGAGCUUUCCAAAAUCAAAAUAAUCGGUGUUCUUACAGAUUUAUGAUGUUGCUCAGGGUCUUUUUGUUAUAAAUAUAUAAUCUAGACUUUGCCAUGCUUGCCACGAUUUUACAUUAAGUUUGCUAAUUAAAAAUGGAUUUAAACAGCAUACCUCAUUUGAAAUUGUUUAUGUGAUUGAGUUCAGCCAUACUGCAUGUUACAGUCUGUUGUCAGGAUAUGUUUCCCCUCUUAAUUCUUAUUAAAACAGUAGGAAAAAAAAAUAAAAGAA